This is a messenger RNA of Hibiscus syriacus, 1760 nucleotides long. RefSeq lists its product as uncharacterized. The record is from RefSeq and is a predicted model, not a curated record. Bases 633 to 1343 code for a protein of 236 amino acids. NCBI's taxonomy places the organism in Eukaryota, Viridiplantae, Streptophyta, Magnoliopsida, Malvales, Malvaceae. The transcript has 8 exons.
AAAUGAUCUGAAUUCCCAUAAUCUUAUUUUCUCUGUUUGGUAAAUAUGAUGAAAUAAACGAAUGUCGGUGCUGGAAACUUAAUACUUUCCCAUCUUUUUCCUAGAUUUUCUUUUCAAUGUGCCAACACAGCAGUCGAUCAUUUUAAUGAUUCAGUUUUUGUAAUAGUUUGCAUGUUUUUGGUAAAGCAUUGGACUUUUAUUAAUCACACUGGCUGAUUAGAAAGGCAAGAAAUGCAACAUCCUCAGUAUUUGCUGUUUCCUUUUAUUAAUGAUUUAGUUAGUUAGUUUUUUCUUGUGGAUCUUCUCUUAUUAGUUCUUCAAUUUUAAUUCGAGUGCUAAAUUCUCUCAGGGGUUGGGUGUUUUUUUUUGGUCAAGUAUAAGAAAUUGUACAAUGUUCACCCAAGCUCUUGACAAGGAUGGGUUAAGAUGGGUUCGCCAGGGUGGUGUUGCCACAACAGAGAUUUUUUUGGUUUGACGAUGGCAGCAAGAUAAACACUUGAACCUAUUCACAGUUUAAGAAAUGUUGGAUUGCCUACAUCGUUGAAAUAUCCUAAUGGACAUUUAUCUUCUUAUGUAAUUCAAGUGUCUCAGAGAAACCUGUUAGUGGCAAUGAUCAUGGUUCAGAAUCGGACAUGGACAUUUCAUCUGAUUCUGAUGAGCAUGGCUAUGAUGGGCAAUACUCAUUCAUUUCAUCUCCACAAGAUGAUAAGGUGCCAAAUGGAGUGAAUGCUAAACAUGCUGCUUCAAUGCAUAAAUCAGAGGCUUAUGUUCACAGUGGAACUCAGCUGAAACUAGCUAAUGGUGCUCAGAGACCAGCACAGGUUUGUGGUGGGAAGCAGGAGACUGAAGAAGAGCAAUUUUCAGAUACUGCUUGUAGCACUGAAGUUUUGUUUAUGCAGCAUAGAAGCAACAGUGGUUUUGCAUCUCAUAGAGAAUCAUAUAAUUCAGAUAGUUAUUCUUCUACAGUUAAUUCUAGGGUUUUUCAUACCGGAAGAAUGCAAAAGAUGGAACCUUCUCACAGUGAUACCAUUAUUCUGGAUAACAACAGGGAUGAGAUCCUUGACCGAUCAGUCAGGGCUGAGGAACAUGAAGGAGCCAAUGAAUCUACUAAUAAUUUGCCCUCACGCCGCCCUAUAUUUCAUGCUAGUGGGCUUGGUCCAUGGGUUGCAGUUCUGUCUUAUGAUAUAUGUUUUCGCUUAUGCUUAAAUUCAUGGGGCCAAAGGUUGCACGGAAGAGGCUCCCUACUUCUUGAAUCAAGAAUGUUCAGAGUUGCGAAAAGCAUUUGGUUUGCAGAAUGUACUACUGCAACCCGAAGAAGAGUUAUUGGCAAAACAGUCUUCUGAGUUAGUGAGGCAACUGCUCCUAAAUCAAAGAGGUUCAUUGGCAAAAUGAAAGUGCAAGUGCGUAGAGUCAAAAUGGGUUUAGACCCUCCUCCUGGCUGCAAUCUGUCUAUAAUGAAGAUGGAAUCCCUUCAUCACCAUUUCUGCAAAGUAAACUCAAUGUUGUAUUCUGGAUGGGAAUCUCUUCGGAAAGUUCGAGUAACUCCCAAUACUCCUACAAACAGUUCUCUUUCAAAGCAAAGCCUAGCAUAUCUGCAGGCAAGCCGCCAGUAUAUAAAAGAGGUAUCCAAGCUCUUGAAAACUGGAGUGACUACUUUGCAUCAACAUCGUAUGAAGUAAUUCCAGAAACAUAUUGUUGCUUGCUGAAGUUGAAAAGUUCAUCUGAGGAUGAUGUGAUCAAAAUGCAACCAGGAUCCAGCG